GUUUUGUCUUGUGCUUGCUCUGGUUCGAUAAUACUAAAAUCUAAUGUCGGCACAGUGUCCCCACCAUGAACGUUACCGUCUCUCCCAGUUUUGACAAAAAAUUUCCACUUAUUACGGUUGGUGGGGGGAAUGAGGGUAUAAAUGGGGCCCUAAAUAUCGUAAAGUUGUGCUUGUGCGGUAGGUUGUUAGACUUUACAUUUUUCCAUUCCUGUAAUAGCAUCUUUCACCUUGAGAUGGCGGAGAAGCCCCAUAUCCAAAUUCCAAGAGUGAAACUUGGCAGUCAGGGACUUGAGGUUUCUAGAUUGGGGUUUGGAAGCGGGGGACUUUCUGGGAUAUUGAAUGCUCCUCUGUCACAUGAAGAUGGAUGCUCCGUUAUAAAGGAAGCCUUUCAUAAGGGUAUAACCUUAUUUGAUACAGCAAAUGUUUAUGGAGAGAAUCACCAUAAUGAGAUCAUGAUUGGCAAGGCUCUGAAGCAGCUUCCUCGAGAAAAAAUUCAAAUAGCUAGCAAAUUCGGGAUUACUAUUUCGGCGGAUGGUCAAAUUGGCGUCAAGUGUACCCCUGAAUAUGCACGGCAAUGCUGUGAAGAAAGUCUUAAGUAUCUUGAUGUGGGCUACAUCGAUCUUUACUAUCAGCACCGUGUGGACUCCUCAGUGCCAAUAGAGGAUACUAUGGAGGAGCUGAAGAAGCUGGUGGAGGAAGGAAAGAUAAAAUACAUUGGGCUGUCAGAAGCUAGUGUAGACACAAUAAGAAGAGCUCAUGCGGUUCAUCCCAUCACUGCCUUAGAGAUGGAGUAUUCCUUGUGGACCCGUGACAUCGAAGAUGAGAUAAUUCCACUUUGCAGGGAGCUUGGCAUUGGGAUAGUGGCAUAUAGCCCUCUUGGUCAUGGGUUCUUUGGCGGGAAAGCAAUCGUGGAAAGCUUGCCUACUGAGAGCUUCCUGGCUGUGCACCCAAGGUUCAUGGGAGAGAAUUUGGAGAAGAACAAACUUCUAUAUGCCCGAUUAUCCGAACUGGCCACAAAGCAUGGCUGCACUCCCCCUCAGCUAGCUCUGGCUUGGAUUCUCCAUCAAGGGGACGAUAUAAUCCCAAUCCCUGGUACAACUAAGGUCAAGAAUCUUGAUACCAAUAUUGGAUCCUUGGCAUUGAAGCUCACACCAGAGGAUUUAAAAGAAAUUAGUGACGCUGUGCCCAUCAAUGAAGUUGGAGGUGAAAGAGAAACCGCGGCAUUUGCUCAAUAUGCCUGGAAGGUUGCAAAUACCCCACCAAAGUAAAGCGCAAACCUUUCUUCUCUUCUUCUUGUGUUGCCUAUGUUGUUUGUAAGGCGGAAAAAUAAAGUAGAGAACGAAAUUUUAUCUUGCUGUCGUUAAUAUGUGGAGUGAAACAAUCUCCUUCUAAAGAAAAGUGUGCACAUUUAUUUGGUA
This is a messenger RNA of Carya illinoinensis, 1418 nucleotides long. RefSeq names its product perakine reductase-like. Gene Ontology annotation, cellular component: cytoplasm. The transcript is spliced from 7 exons. The record is from RefSeq and is a predicted model, not a curated record. The coding region runs from base 66 to 1268 and encodes 400 amino acids. Lineage: Eukaryota; Viridiplantae; Streptophyta; Magnoliopsida; Fagales; Juglandaceae.